UCGGUUUUUGUUUCUCUACCGAGAUCCUACGCCAUAAUCCCGCUAAAACCCUAAAACAGAGCCCCCAGAUACAAAUCUAGCUAAUUUUGAAUCUCGUUAUACCCAAUUUUUGCUAUACAUCUAGCAGAACACAGUCAUAAAUUUUGUCAUAAUAUAAUUUGGCAAGUUUCUGGAGAUAGCUAGGGUUUUAAUUUUAGAAAAAGUUUGGGGGAGGAUUAAGAAGUGAUGGUUGAGGAUGAAAAUGGAAGGAAUUAAAAAAGUUAUGAUUUUAGAUAGUCGAGAAAAUGGGAGUUCAUCGUCAUCAGCAGACGGCAAACCUCCCAAUCCACUCUCUACCACCCCAGGUUAUCGCCGGAGCUUCAGUGGUCCAGGUGACGUUGGAGAUUCUUCGUCGAUUAAGAAGUCUCUCGUUCGUCACCCAUCUCUGGUGAGGACAAGGAUGUCAGAUGCAUCUGUUGAACCAACACUGAAUCCAGAAGAUUAUAAAGCUGAGUUUGUUCCAUUUAUCCGGUCAGGAGCAUGGGCAGACAUGGGGGUACGUGGCAGCAUGGAGGAUGUAUUUAUCCGUGCUGACAGUUUUGUGCACGACUAUGGCGGGAAGAAUCCUAUUGAAGGACCCGGUGCCUUUUAUGCGGUUUUCGAUGGACAUGGAGGAAAACAUGCAGCUGACUUUGCAUGCUACCAUUUGCCAAGAUUCAUCUUUGAGGAUAAUGACUUCCCAAUGGAGAUCGAGAGGGUCAUUGCUGCAGCCUUUGCACACACUGACAGUGCUUUUGCAGAAGCUUGUACUUUGGAUGCUGAUCUUGCUUCUGGUACAACUGCAUUGGCAGCUCUUGUUAUUGGGAGCUCUUUGGUGGUGGCAAAUGCUGGAGACUGUAGGGCGGUUUUAUGCCGCCGUGGCAAAGCAAUAGAGAUGUCUAGGGACCACAAACCUAUCUGCAUGAGAGAGAGGAAGCGUAUAGAAGCUUCCGGAGGAUAUGUUUAUGAUGGUUAUCUCAAUGGGCAACUUAAUGUUGCUCGUGCUAUAGGAGACUGGCACAUGGACGGGCUCAAGCAUGAAGAUGGUGGGCCCCUCAGUUGUGAACCUGAGUUCAUGACAACGAAACUGACUGAAGAGGACGAGUUCCUCAUCAUAGGCUGUGAUGGAAUUUGGGACGUCUUCAUGAGCCAAAAUGCAGUCGACUUUGCUCGAAGGAAACUGCAAGAACACAAUGAUCCAGUUCUAUGUAGCAAAGAUCUGGUCAACGAGGCACUCAAGAGAAAAAGCGGAGACAACCUAUCUGCUGUUGUGGUCUGCUUCCAAUCUCAGCCGCCCCCGAAUUUGGUGGUUCCACGGGGGAGAGUGCAGAGGAGUAUUUCUGCCGAGGGUUUGAAGGAGUUGCAGAGCUUUUUGGAUGGUUUGGAAACAUGAGUUGAUUGCACGGUAUUUUUUUUUCCUCUUUCGUUUCUCCAGGACUCUUCUUUCAGUUUUCUUACUUAUAGUGUUUCUUGUUGUUAGAUGUCGAGAGAGAAAUUUACUGUUGAACUGUAACAUAUGCGGGAAACAUAGUUCUACCGUUGCUCCUGGAGUUUUGAUAUGUUAUUCUGGGUUCGAAUGAA
This is a messenger RNA of Cynara cardunculus var. scolymus (artichoke), 1599 nucleotides long. RefSeq names its product probable protein phosphatase 2C 22. The coding region runs from base 236 to 1411 and encodes 391 amino acids. Gene Ontology annotation, biological process: protein dephosphorylation. Gene Ontology annotation, molecular function: protein serine/threonine phosphatase activity; cation binding. Lineage: Eukaryota; Viridiplantae; Streptophyta; Magnoliopsida; Asterales; Asteraceae. The transcript has 4 exons. The record is from RefSeq and is a predicted model, not a curated record.